Messenger RNA from Rhopilema esculentum, 1731 nucleotides. RefSeq lists its product as uncharacterized. The record is from RefSeq and is a predicted model, not a curated record. NCBI's taxonomy places the organism in Eukaryota, Metazoa, Cnidaria, Scyphozoa, Rhizostomeae, Rhizostomatidae.
CUGUCACAUUUUCGAACGUUUGUCAUGUGGUCUCAAUAUUAAAUGAAGAGGCAAAGCCAAGAACUUGCGUUCCGUUAGAAUAUUACAUGGAUUGAAAUGGAUAUUGAUGAAAACGAUAAUCAACAGAAACAAAGUCGACAGCAAAGUAUAGGAAAGAAACAAGUGAUUUUGUCCUGGGCGAAAGGAUGUGCAAGUAGUAGCAAAGAAGUUAUCCCUGAAAAGAGACAAAAAAUCUCGUCAGAAAAGGGCAGCUUUACUUGCUUGCAAUGCUUUGAAUUACACUUGAAAGGAAAAAGGGAUGAAAGAUAUACAUCUGUAUGCAGAACAGAUCAUUCAACUGUUCAACGUCAUAAAAAUAGAUGGCACAGCAUUCCCGGAUCGAAGUUAUGCACAAUUGUUCCAACAGCUGCAAAAGAAGUGAGUUCAUUGAAGUUAAAAUAUGCAAAACAGAACGUAUCAGAAGUCACUACACCUGAAGAAAGAAACACCAGUACAACUUCAUCACAGAUUAUUUCAAUAGACCCGGUACAUAGCACUGCAGCAGCUCAAGGCAAAAACAAUCUAGAAUUAGCUACGCCAAGCUACGAAGAAUACCUUGAUGAACUUGAAUCAAAUACUGAAAGUGAGGAAAAUAAAUUCAUGGAGGCCCUAUCACCCAUAGAGCCCCUGGAACCCCUGGAAGCAUGCAGCAACGAGCCUCAGUUGAUGACAGAAUCAAGUGACAAAGAAACAUUGGAUGGGAUAGAAAUAUCUGGAAUGGACACUCAAAGUACACUUUUAUCUUUUAGAACUGAAAAAUUAGAUGCAACAAAGAAGAACAGCACCGUAGACAUGGAUGCCAUUAUGACUGAGAUAAAUAAAUUAAGUUUAAAGGUGGAUGAUAUUGGAGCAAAGCACAGAAGCUUACAGCAGCUUGUUUUUGAAGACCCAGAGACUGGAAGGCAAGUUGCUGCAAUGAAGAAAGCCAACAAUAUCAAUGAAUUAGUUGAGGCAUCAAAGCCAAUUCAGUGGUUCUAUGAUGAGAAAAGUGGUUGUGCAGUUCUGAGAUGUUUGCCAUGUUAUGAGCUUCAUCUGAAAGCUAAGCCAACAUUAGCCGAUUUAACUCCAUUACAAGCACAGCAAAUCCUUAAUCCAAGAAGCAGUGGAACAUUUGCAACUGGAAUUUUCUUGAAAAAGGAAAUCGCGAGUCUGUUAAUCAAAGGUCAUAAUAGGACUUGGUACCGGGAAAAAAAUAUGCUAAUUGACCACAUGUGUAUCAUAGGAAACGGCUCAGAGACACAUAAAAUUGCCAUGGAAGCAUACAAGCAGGCUUUGAAAUCCAAUAAUGAAAAUGCAACAACUGCAACACAUUUAUUUAAAGCGGCUAUAGUGGAUUUGAAACUUGGUGCAGCAGCAAGAAACUUUGAAGUGUUAGUGUCUUUACUCGCAAAUUGCUCUGUAAAUGUUGGAAACAUUGGGCAUGGCAGGAAUCUGUUUAAUGACAUACUGUACUGCCUGGAAAAGUCGAUGAACAAGAAGACGGCAGAAUUCCUUAAUCAGCCACUCCCAUCAACAUUCCUUCCUCCACACUUUUGGGUUACCAUUGAUAAAGCUACACCAGCCAGAACAACAAACCAAGCAGUAUUGGUUGUCGCCAGAGAUAAGAAUGGGAUACCCUCCCCAAUACCUGUUGCAGCUCCUGCCAUUUAUACAGAAUUUACCGAUAAGCCUCAUAUGAUAUAUUGGCAUUAA